GUUUUGAAUAUAAGUAUUUGGACUUUUUCAGUGGGGUCUAGUUUACUUUCAUUGGGGUUAAAUAUACAACAUGCUAUGGCUGCGUUGACUAUUGGUAAUAUAUUGAUUGUGCUUUACACUAUUUUGAACUCUUACCCAGGUCAAGUAUAUCAUAUUGGUUUCACUGUCUGUCAGAGAAUUGUGUUUGGUGUUUAUGGAUCAGGAUUGGGUAUUUUGAUCAGAAUCAUCCUCUCAAUAACAUAUUUCGGCUCCCAGGCAUGGCUAGCAGGGUUAUGUGUUACGGUUAUGCUAUCUUCAAUAACACCAAAUUACUUGAAUAUGGAGAACACUUUCCCUGAAUCUGUUAAAAUGUCUACACGUGAUUUUGUGAGUUUCUUUAUUGUUCAAAUCAUUUCCAUUCCCUUUUUCUUGAUCAAACCUGAAAAAAUCAACAUCUUUGUAAAUGCAUCAUGUGUUAUGGCAUUGGCUGGAAUGGUUGGUAUGUUUGGAUAUAUGGUUAAACUGAAUGGAGGACCUGGGUCAAUAUAUUAUGAAAAGGUUACUCUGAGCAAUUCUGAGUUUGGGUGGAUGUAUUUGAUGGGGAUUAAUGUUUGGUAUGGUGCUCUAAGUCCUGAUAUUUGCAAUCAAUCAGACUUUUCAAGAUUUAGUUCAAGCAAACCAAAAUUACAAUGGGGGAUAUUUUGUGGUAUUUUCUUCACUGAAAUCAUACCUUUGGCUGGCCUAAUAUGUGCUAGUAUUAGUACAGACCUUUACGGAAAGCAGUAUUGGCUACCAACAGAUAUAUGCUUACAAUGGCUAAAUGAUCAUUACACCCCACGUACACGUUGUGCUUGUUUCUUUUUGGGUUUGUCAUUUUUAACAUCAGAACUGUCUCUUAAUACAUUAACAAAUGGCUUUGCUGGUGGGAUGGAUUUAGCUGGUCUUUGUCCAAAAUAUAUUAAUAUUACAAGGGGUUCCAUUAUCACUGCACUUUUAAGCUGGGUUGUACAACCAUGGCUGUUUUAUAACACUUCUUCAACAUUCUUAGGAGUCAUGAGUAGUUUUGGUGUUGUUGUCACACCAAUUAUUGCAAUUAUCGUUUCUGACUUCAUGCUGGUUCGUGGAGGCAAAUUGAAAUUAAAUGAUCUUUAUACAACGUCAAAGGAUGGAAGUUUUUAUCAUACAGCUGGUGUUAAUUGGAGAGCUGUGUUUGUUUUCUUUGCUUCUGUGGUGCCUGGUCUCCCAGGAAUGGCUGCUUAUGUCAACCCAUCAAUAAAGCUGAAAACUUCAAUAAUCAAUUACUUUUAUGGGUCCACUGAUAGAAAGAUUGCUGCUGGUAUUGAUCUUUAUAAUGCUUUCACUCUUGAUGAAUAUAAGAGGCUGAAUUUGAUACCAUAUGAUGGAGUUAAUCCUGAAGAAGUUAUUGUGUUGGAAGAUUUUACAAAGGAUGACACUCAUGGUGGAAACUCUACCAGUGAUUCAACUAGUGGAAUAGCAAGCUCAAAGGAGAAAAUAAAGAGUGUUUUCAAUGUUGUUUAGAGAAAGUUACUUUAUAUAUCUUGUGGUCACUAUUGUAGGUUUUUUUUUCUUGUCGUUCCUAAAAGAAAUCUCAUCAAGCACAGUUGUCAAAAGACACAGAUAUCGUCUAUUCAAUAUUACGUUUCAUUGAUUCACUUAAUAUUUCUUGCCAAUUGGAUUUCAAAACGAAAUAAGUUUCAGAUAUGGCAAGUGUGAAUAUACCAGUCCCUAAUCCAAUCCAUAAACCGACCAAUUUAAGAUCUUUGACAAAAGCUAAAUAUAAUGCCAACGGAACAGCAAUCAUGUAAUAACAAGCAAUAUUCAAAUUACUUCCAAUUUUUUGACGACCCUGUCCUCUUAAACAACCAGCUGCAAUAACGUUGAUGCUAUC
Messenger RNA from Hansenula anomala, 1888 nucleotides. RefSeq lists its product as uncharacterized. Lineage: Eukaryota; Fungi; Ascomycota; Saccharomycetes; Phaffomycetales; Wickerhamomycetaceae. Gene Ontology annotation, molecular function: nucleobase transmembrane transporter activity. Gene Ontology annotation, cellular component: plasma membrane. The record is from RefSeq and is a predicted model, not a curated record. Gene Ontology annotation, biological process: transmembrane transport; nucleobase transport. The transcript is spliced from 3 exons. Bases 76 to 1518 code for a protein of 480 amino acids.